Messenger RNA from Beta vulgaris subsp. vulgaris (sugar beet), 1046 nucleotides. RefSeq lists its product as uncharacterized. The record is from RefSeq and is a predicted model, not a curated record. The coding region runs from base 23 to 484 and encodes 153 amino acids. The transcript has 3 exons. Lineage: Eukaryota; Viridiplantae; Streptophyta; Magnoliopsida; Caryophyllales; Amaranthaceae.
AAAUUGUACUACUAACAGACGAAUGUCCGUAAAAGGGAACGAAGAAAGCAAAUCAAGCAAUAAACGGAAUUUGCAUUUUCGCAGCGAUCAUCAGCGUCCGAGAACUCCAGCAGCAGCAGAGAGAGAGAUGGGAAGUAAAGAGAGAGAAAGCAAAGGUUAUGCGUGGGCUCUUGCUGCGGGCUUUACCGCAGCCUUAGCUGCUAUUUCUGCUAAGUAUUUCUCUUCUCAGCUUGUCAAAUACAGCCUUGUUAUUGCGUUCAAUGUGACAAUGUGGGGAUGCUAUGUCAACAGCCUUAGAGCACUUUCGUCUUUACAAGCUACAGUGACAAACUUUGCUAUGAACUUCCUCUCUUCUGGUCUGGCUGGUUUCUUUCUAUUUGGAGAAACGUUAUCAACCAAGUGGUUCACUGGUGCCUUUUUGAUUGUUGUGGGUGUAUUCAUUCUCACUAAAUCAAGCCUAGAGAAGAAGGAGAAUACCGAUUAGAAUUUUGGACACACACCAAAGCAAGAACCUUACAGUCAUUACAGUGCUACAGAGAGCCAGUUGAGUGCAAUCAAUCAGAAACUUUUGCCAAUUCAUCGUCGGGGAACGCCGACAAAUUCUUCCAGCGCAAUGUAUUAUUGGUUUGAAUAUGCUAUGCUUUUUCUUUGUGUGAAUUCAACAACUUUUGCUAGAAGAAGAUGGAUCCAUCAGACCGACAAUUCAUGAAUCAACAACGCUCCGUUUAAUUUCAUACUUUCUGGUGAAUUUAUGUGUUUCUGAGAUUUUAAUGCAGAAGUUCACCCUUGAUAAUCUUGAACUGUAUAACUUCCUUGCUUUUAUUAGGUACCACUGAUUUGUAUAUUAUCAUGUAAGUGGAGAUAUGUCUGUGUUAUAAACCUUUUUAAGUGAAAGAUUAAAGUGCAGAAUAUGUUCUUUUUUUAAUUUGUAAGUUUAGCAAGUGGUGAACAGCUUUGAGCAAAUGAGUCACAUUGACAAAGAAGUUGAUGAAUUGAAAUGGACAAAUUAUUUUGGCGAGUAUUAAUAGAAAGUUCAUUGAUGUUUA